This is a messenger RNA of Eriocheir sinensis (Chinese mitten crab), 2457 nucleotides long. RefSeq lists its product as uncharacterized. Gene Ontology annotation, molecular function: peptidyl-prolyl cis-trans isomerase activity; zinc ion binding. The transcript has 4 exons. NCBI's taxonomy places the organism in Eukaryota, Metazoa, Arthropoda, Malacostraca, Decapoda, Varunidae. The coding region runs from base 212 to 1858 and encodes 548 amino acids. Gene Ontology annotation, biological process: protein peptidyl-prolyl isomerization. The record is from RefSeq and is a predicted model, not a curated record.
GCCGUGGCUGACAGUCGUCGAGUGCCUUGCCUUGUCAGUCUCCAGCGGGUACAAGACGCGACACACGGCGGCCAGCGGGCAGGGAAGAAGCACCAAGCAGUUGGUUGUGUGUCGGGCCUCCUUCAUCUAGCACACUGGGAAGGAUUACCGAAGGGACUCGAGUUGCCUCCCACCCAUGGCUUCACGCGCCUGAGCCUUUCAAGUCGAGAAGAUGGAGUGUGAGCUGUACUGCGGCGUGUGUCGGGAAGUGUACGAGGCCGGGGAGAGGGAGCCUGUGGUGCUGCCUUCCUGUGGUCACGCCUUCUGCAGGAGUUGUCUGGCGAAGCUGGAGGAGGACGCCGACAAGGUGGGGAGCUAUUUCUCGUGCCCCAACUGCAGGAUGAGCCACAAGAGCCCCUCCGUGCGUGCCCUUCCGCCCGUGUUUGCGCUCCUGCACCUCUCGGAGAACUACAAGAAGUCUGUGGAGGAUGGACGAAGCAAAUGUACGGUCCACGGCUCCGCCCUGGAGUUUUGGUGUUGUGAGUGCCACUCGACGCUGUGUGGCCACUGCCUGCUGGAGGGCCACGUACGGGAGGGCCACGACGUGCAGUCGAUACAGACCUUCAUGGAGAAGCAGUGGCGGGACGUCCGAACAACUGGCGCACGGCUGCUGUGGGAGCUCAAUCAGAGGCGGCGGGCGCUACAGACGGAGGUGGCCGGUCUGGUGGGUCAGCUGGUGCGCGCGGCCCACCAGUCCCAGGUUACCUUUGACCUGGCCAGCCGCGUGGCCAAGAUACUGGAGGGGACAGACAGGCCAGCCACCGUCGAGGAGGUACUCAUAGCCGCCACGCUGAUGGGGAGUCUGGAACACGAAGUGAAAAAUACAACGUCGAAAGGGAAAGUUCCAGCGAGAACCAGAUUACUGCGAUGCAAGUCCUAUGGUGAGGGCCCGAAGCACCCAGCAGUGGCAGUAACUCCCCGACCGGUGUCUAUUUCUGAGGCAGACUGGAGAGAAGUUCCUUUGGAAGAAGCCUUUGGACGUGAGGGCUCGGAGAGUAUUAUUUCUCCGGCCUUUCCUGGUGGCGGGGAGACCGAGGCACUGGAGGCCAACACUCGACCAGAGGAUGUUGAGACAGAGGCUGGACACAACGACGCCGGGUCCCUGGGGCUGUCAGGCGAGGAGAGCGAUGGAGGAGUGCCUGAGGAGGCGACGUCCCCCGAGGAGGAGUGGCCGGUGGAGUGCAAGGUGGCUGUGGGCGGUGGGCGGCAAGGCAGGCUGCGCUGGGAGGACGGCCGGGUCCACGCCUACGCCUUCGCCCACGAGGACCGGCCCAACCACCUCCUCCUGCAGCUACCGUUCCUGAGGUUCCUGGGUCACGACGCUCAGCCGGAGGUGUUUCUGGACGUGGCUGCGGAGGAACAUCUGCUGGGCCGCGUUUACAUCAGGCUGUGGGGACACCUGCGCCGCGCCCAUCACUUCCUCGCCCUCUGCAUGGGCACACAAGGGCCCUCCUACCGCGGCAGCAAGUUCCACGGGGUUGCCAAGAAGGGAAGCAUGGGGGAAACUCUGGCAGGGGGAAGAUACCUGACAGAUGACGGGGGUAACUGCGUGCAGGGUCUGGUAGAGAGUCUGGAGUGGGGCGGACCGUACAUCCGAGAGAAAACGGCGGGACUGGUGGUAGCGGCGAGCGGGGGGAAACCGGAGCAGGACGCGUUCUUCCACAUCUGUACCCGUGAUCAUCCCGGCCGGAAGUUCGCGUGUGCAUUCGGCGAGGUGUGCGCCGGCAUGGAGGUGGUGCACAAGGCCGUUGCCCUCCACCCGUCGCACGCCAUCAAGGUGCUGGACUGUGGCCUCGUGUUGCCUCGCCUGCAGGGCUAAAGCGCAACUCCCACACACCCGACACAGCGGGAUGGAAAGAAGGAAGCUAGUCAGGUGGAAAGGGUCAGGUUCUAGUGGCCAGUUUAUAAGGAAGUCCAACCCGAUCACUAACUUUUCAAACACAGACCGUUCGACGUUCGUGUUUUCUUCACACAUUCAACACAGAGGGAUAGAACGGAGGGAGCUAGUCAGGAGGAAAGGAUCAGGUUCUAAUUGCCAGUUUAUGAGAUAUCCCAACCCGAGACCAAUAGCGUUUCAAACACAGAGACGACCGUCAGUGUUCUUCAAACUGCAUUGUUAUAUAUAUAAUAAGUUGAGGUUGGUGACAGUCUCGAUUGAUAAAGGUGUAUCUGAAUCUGAAUCUAUGUGAAGCAGAUCUAGCCUAUAAAAUCGUGAGCAAGCUUAUACUAUAUUAUCAUGCGUUCGCAAACCGCUACAGCAUUUCGGUGUGGAUGUGCCACUUGUGAAUGAUGGAUCAAUGUAUGAUGGAGCGUGAAUGGUCGCAGGGAAGUUAUAUAUAUUUUUGUCGUGUGCUUGAAGGUGUGAAUAUAACGAUGUAAUAAAUUUGCUUUUCUAUGAACAAAAUAUGUUUAGUUUUA